This is a messenger RNA of Anopheles maculipalpis, 4326 nucleotides long. RefSeq names its product tyrosine-protein phosphatase non-receptor type 14 (gene Pez). Gene Ontology annotation, cellular component: cytoskeleton. Gene Ontology annotation, molecular function: protein tyrosine phosphatase activity. The coding region runs from base 1 to 4326 and encodes 1441 amino acids. The record is from RefSeq and is a predicted model, not a curated record. Lineage: Eukaryota; Metazoa; Arthropoda; Insecta; Diptera; Culicidae. The transcript is spliced from 7 exons. Gene Ontology annotation, biological process: protein dephosphorylation.
AUGCCUUUCCGUUUGAAGCUCAAGAAAUCUCGCCAUUACAAUGUCAUGUCCAAGAGUCUGUUCGUCAUAUCCGUUGAUCAUCUGGAUUCUUCCACCAAAAUCGACUGUACGCUAAGCUCGGAAAGCACUGGUCAGGAAUGUUUGGAGAAUGUGUGCCAAAGAAUAUCGAUCCAGCAACCGGAAUUCUUCGGACUCCGGUAUGUGGUCAAAGGCACGACCGACGAAAUGCGAUGGGUCGACCUGGAGCGUCCGCUCAGCCGCCAGCUGGAAAAACAUUCGGCCAAUUCAAAGAUACUGCACCUGCGCGUAAUGUACUACGUCCUGUCGGGUGUCAGCUUGAUACAGGACGAGGGUACGCGGAACUAUUACUUCUUGCAGCUAAAGCACGACGUUGUGGAGGGUCGCAUAAGCUGUGAUCCACGGCAGGCGGUCAUACUGGCAAACUAUAGCCGUCAGGCCGAAUAUGGCAAUCAUCAGGAUCGGCAUACGGUGGAAUACCUGAAGACGUUGCUAUCCUUUCCGCACGAAAUGGUACACGCCAAUCUGCUGGAAGCUUUAACUGAACAGGUAAUCCAGCAAGCGCAUGAACUACACAACGUGACGCAGGGUGACGCAGAAAGUCUUUACAUAUCCGCCUGUCAGCAGCUGGACGGAUAUGGGCAGGAAACGUUCACGGCGAAGAAUGAAACCGGGCUGGAAAUAAUGCUGGGAAUCUCAGUGUCGGGCAUCAUUGUGGCAAGCGACACAAACAAGUUCUACCCGUGGCGCGAUAUUAAGAACGUGGUGAACCACAAACGUGCGUUCAACAUUGAGUGCACGGUGCCAAAGGAAAGUGCCGGAUUUACGGUGGCAGACGUGGCAACUGGUCGGUAUAUCUGGAAGCUGUGCGCAUUGCAGCAUCGAUUCUUCGUGACGUACGAGCAGAACCAGACGCAGGCGAGUCAAAUGAAUUUGAACCUGUUCCAAAACAUGGGUGACAAUUUGAACGACAGUCGGGAUGACCUUUUAAGUGAACAGCAGUACAUGCACGCGCAGCAGCAGCAGCAUCAACCUAGUCCAUCGCCGGGAGGAUCUCAGCCUCUUUACCAAGAUUCGAUGGGGACGACGAAUUGGCCAAGCACACACGAACUAGCAUCGCAUUCGUCCAGCAUGUGGAACAAUGCUGCCCAUCAGCAGCAUGUGUUAGUAGAUACGCAGCCCGGCGGAGGAGGUGGUCACUUAUCCUCUAGCAAUAUUGCGAUUGCGACCGGUGUUAGCGGAAGCAUCAAUAAUCUCAACAACCUCAAUCCGGCCAACAUGAUGCAAUCGUCGCGUUCCUCCGGGCUCGAUAUUAACCUGAACUCGACCUCUACAAACGCGGUGCCAUUGGAGUAUUCGAAUCAGAUGGGUUCCAGCUGGGGUUUGAAUCCUGUCGGGUCGAAUGCAUCGCUCAUAAACCGUGCACAAAGUUCGUCUUGUUUGGAUUUAAGCAACAACAAUCUAACACCCGAUCGGGACCGUUUAAAGGCGCUCCUACCGACUUACCGUCCGGCGCCAGACUACGAGACAGCUAUCCAGCAGAAGUACCGAUCAAGCAGUAACGAUGUGCGGUUGGUGAACGGGAAUUUGCUGCAUCUGUCCGCUUCCCAGAUGCUUGCUGCACAAGAACAACAGCAUCAGCAACAGGUAGCACCAGCAGGACAUCAUCUCGAGUACGGUAUUACCGGUAGUCAACCAGAUGUGUCCUACUAUGGACAGCAUUUACAGCAGCAGCAACAACAAUCAGCCGCUCAACAAGUUCACCAGCAACCGUAUCCGGAUGUAACGCAUCAUACAACGACUCACAUAAUAGGACCACACUAUUCGGAUGCAUCCGAUUAUGGAUUAACGCAUCGGUUUAAAAUGAUGCGCCUGGUAAAGCCACCUCCACCGUAUCCCGCCAAUCGACUUAGUUCUACGUCAACGCCCGAUUUGGCGUCGCACCGUGCCCUGCUCGGUCUGCGCAGCGCCCAAGUAUCUGGUUCUAGUCCUGAUCUGGUGUCGACUCGUCCGCUGAUGAACCACCAUCACCAUCCGGCACACCUUCCCCAUCAUCAGCUUCAAAUAGCUCAUCUAUCUCAAAGCGGUGGUCAAGUCUGCUAUCCCGGAUUGGCAACGGCUGGCAAUCCUCAUGGGCAGUUACACCACUCCCAGACAAUGUUGCCCCACGGAACGUACGAAAAUUUAAACUUCAUGGAGAAUCUAACUUCGACAAAAGCGGGCCUAAUAUCGGCCGCCAAUCAAGCAGCAGCUGCCGGUAACGUGUACUAUUACGUGCCAGGGGGAAUGGAGCACAUUUUACUAACUAGCGGAAACACACCCGGUGGUGAUAGCGGUAGUCCGUCCUACCACACUACUGCCAACGGUCAUAUUGGACUGGCCCCAAAAACGCACCUCAAUCGAUCAUCGCAACAUAUCAACGGAUCGAUUGAACCGAUUUACGAAAACGUUCCACUACCCUGGAAGGAUGACAACGACACGCUCGGGGAAAUACGGAAUCGAACAGCAAGUGUCCAAUCAGCGCCGGGAGUGCAGCAUCAACCGACGAUGCGGCCAAUGCCCCCUACUCCACCGCAACCACAAACGCCCACUAGCACUAGUGCUCCGGGCAGUGCUCUAGAUGGUGCCAUGUUUAACAUUCAGUCCCAGGCCCAGCAGCCGCAGCAACAGUUACAGCACAAACCAUCCAAACAGCAGCAAAUACAAGAACAACAAAUAGGACGUCAGCAACUGUUGCAUCAGCGAGCAUCCGAAGUAGGAGGAUCGAGCACAAUAAUGGGUCCACCAGCCCCAUCAGCAGUCGAUGUGCCAAAACAGCAAACCACCAACAGUCAUUCCGGAAGUAUAGAUGCCCAGCUAAACAGUUCUACCGUCACGACAGCAACAACGGCAUCGAGUGGAACAACCUCCGCUAUGAAGGAACCACCGGCAUCGGCUAUAAAUCGUUCACACUCGUCGAAUAACGUUCUCGAUGCUUCCCAAUUCUCCAACUACACGCUUAACGAAACGGUCCAAAGUGGUAGCGUUCGCAAUGGGCACAAUGAUUCCGGCAUCAGUUCGAUUACGGGAUCGACCAAUCUCGGCGGUAGCGGUGGCAGUACAACUAGUCGUAACACUACCCACAACAACCACACCACCAACAACAACAGUAGCACGGCCACCAAUAACACGUCCGCCACGUCCUCAUCCGUCAAAGAAACGAAGCGGAAGCGAAUCUGGGAAAUUCUCGGCGGACGUUCGAAAAAUUCCGCCGACAAGCAAAAAAGUGCAACUCUCGGACGGGAGAAGGAUCGCAAAAAGAAAGGCUCGGUCGAGCCGAAUGUGGAUGGCAGUGGAAGUGGUGGCAGUGCAAACUCAUCUAUGAACGAGGGAGCAAACGGUGGUCAGUUGCGGCAUCGUUGGUCCACGGGAUUACCAAGGUUACAGCCAUUGCCGGCAAAUAUCAGCAAAGAGAAAUUGUGCUCGCUACUGGAAUCGAAACUGGCCGAUCCUCAGCUGUACUGUGAGUUUGAGCGCAUCCCCAAGCGUAGUGAAAGCGCCGUCUAUAGCUGUGCCUUGGCGGAGGAUAAUAAAAAUAAGAACUUCGAUACAUCCUUCCUACCGUACGAUAACAAUCGCGUGAGGUUAACACCGACGAGGGAUAAUCGUAUGGGUUACGUGAAUGCUUCUCACAUAACAAGCACGGUUGGCAACAAGCAAAGAUUCUACAUUGUCGCCGAAAGCCCGAACGACACACUGACGACACACAUUUUCUGGCAAUGCGUAUGGGAAGCGGACGUCUAUUUGCUGGUACAACUAUCCAAAGAGCUUAACUACAUCCCACAGACAAGUGAACGUUGUUUAGAGUACGGGCAGUAUCAAGUAUGGCGUGAGUUUUCUCAAGAGACUGAUCGCUGCACAACGAGCAAAUUGCGUGUUUAUCACACACAGAGCCGUCGUUAUCGUUCCGUUUGGCACAUAUCGUACACCGAGUGGGCUGAUCAGAACUGCCCAGGUGAUGUUGGACAUUUUUUGGGAUUUUUGGAGGAAUUAAAUUCCGUACGUCUGGCUUCGAUUGCGGAGGUUCCACCAUCGCACAAUACCAAUCCUCCGGUGCUGAUACACUGCAAUGAAGGGGGCGGUCGUACGGGAGUUACAUUAGUAGCGGACCUAUUGCUUUAUACACUGGAUCAUAAUCAGGACAUUGACAUACCGCGUUUGAUAGGCCAAAUACGACAGCAGCGGGACAGUAUCAUACCAUCAUUAGCGCAGUACAAAUUCAUCCAUUCACUGCUGAUACACUACUUAAAGCAAAACCGACUGAUCUAA